AUGGCAGCGAUUGAAGCUGGAAGAACCAAAAGUGGACGUAAUGUCCAAUUUACUUUAGAACAAAAUGAAGUUCUAGUAGAGAGUGUAUUAGAGCAUUAUGAUGUUCUUCUCGGCCAUAAGCAGCGUGUUACCACACAUAGCAGAAAAAAGUUUUUGUGGGAAGAGAUUAGUCGCGCUGUUUCAGCAGUAUCACGUUUUCCCAAAAAUGUUGAUAGUUGCAAAAAGCGUUUCUCUGACAUUAAAAGAAUCACAAAGUCAAAAUAUGCCAAAGAAAAAAAAGCAGCUAGGGCUACCGGCGGUGGCCCAGCAAUGGAUUCCGAUCUUCUCAACUAUGAACGACGUGUAUUGUCUCGAUUGGGGAACGAAAUAGUAGAUGGUCUUGAUGUGCCUUGUGAUUCCGAUGAUUUUCCAGCACAACCUUCUAGCCAAUCUUCUCUACAAGCUACAGAGUCAAUUGAGGAAUUAGCUUCUACAAGCCAAAUGAGGCCUACAGAAAAUGUUUGUCAAAGAACCCUUUCGUCAUCUUCGAUAACAACACAUAGUUUAGGAUCAGCGGAUACAUUGCCUGAUAUUCCCUGCAGUACACCCGUUGACAAUGCCAGAAAUUCGAGAGAAGUCAUGAAUAUCUUCAAUCAAAUUAUAUCCGGAGGUAUAGAAGAAGGUAACGAAGAAGAAAACACACAAGAUGAUAUUAGUAGUGGGGAAAUAAUACUAAGGACUGUAGACCCUUUAGAAGAAGAUUCACAAAUGACUAUAAUUGAAGAGUCCUUGUCAGGGACAAAUACAUCUGCCCAAUCAAGGUCCCAUCAACAACCAGAGUCUACAAUGUCUACACCAAUACCUGAAAUUGAAAAUGCUGCUAAUAUAGCUAAUAAUCCAAUUGAAGCUGCCCCUGAGACAGACGCAUUACAGGAGAUGGUGGGAAUAGCACGCAAUUUUAGGGAUGAACAAAACAAAGUAAUUGAGAUGUUUGGAAAUUUUUUAAAGGAUAGGAUAAGAAUAGAGGAGCAAAAAAUAGAAAUUGAAAGGGAAAGAAAUGAGAUAUUUAGAGCUGGUUUUGAAAAUUUAAGUAAAUGCGUAGAAUCAAUAUCAAACUUAUUCUCCGCAUCAUCAUCACCAAACCCACAAUUUCAAGAAUAG
Bombina bombina (fire-bellied toad) is the source of this 1140-nucleotide messenger RNA. RefSeq lists its product as uncharacterized. The record is from RefSeq and is a predicted model, not a curated record. NCBI's taxonomy places the organism in Eukaryota, Metazoa, Chordata, Amphibia, Anura, Bombinatoridae. Gene Ontology annotation, cellular component: nucleus. The coding region runs from base 1 to 1140 and encodes 379 amino acids. The transcript has 4 exons.